AGCCCUUUCCACCACCUGGGCCAGCAGAUGCAGGACAUCUUGGGCGAUGGAGAGAUCCUGAAGGAAGUGGUCCAACCUGGAGAAGGCCCACCAGUGCGAAGAGAUACAUUUGUGUCAAGCACCUUCAUAGAAUACUGCAUUCUUUAGGUUCCCUUACGACAGGGGUCUCCAACAGGUCAAUCGUAAGCUACCAGUAGCCCGCAGCCCACCUAUGAGUAGCUCGCCAAACAAUUCUGAAAGUACAUGCAAUUUGACCAGUAUCAGACACUGCAAGCUCCCAGCUACGAUCUAAUCCAGUGUUCCCCAUGACAUGGACUCAGAACUUCCAAUUUCGUUGUUUCUCCAUGAACAAUUGUAAUUUUGAGAGUUUAACAAAAGUAUCUAAAACCUGGAAAGAUAAAACUGAGAGAACAUAAUUUGGGAAAAUAUAAAACAGAAAACAUAGUGCACUACUUUCUCUUGUUCACUACUGACCCAGGGAAGAGUUGCAGGGGAGAUGAGAAGAGAAGAAGAAUGUGCCUAAUUGAAAGUUAGACAUUUUAUUGUAGCUCAUAACAUGUUAAAUUUUUUCAAAGAAGCCCUCAUGCUAGAAAAGGUUGGAGACCUCUGCCUUACAAUGUAGCCUAAAGCAUACAGUGAGGGAAAAAAGUAUUUGAUCCCCUGCUGAUUUUGUAUGUUUGCCCACUGACAAAGACAUGAUCAGUCUAUAAUGUUAAUGGUAGGUUUAUUUGAACAGUGAGAGACAGAAUAACAACACAAAAAUCCAGAAAAACGCAUGUCAGAAAUGUUAUAAAUUGAUUUGCAUUUUAAUGAGGGAAAUAAGUAUUUGACCCCUCUACAAAACAUCACUUAGUACUUGGUGGCAAAACCCUUGUUGGCAAUGACAGAGGUCAGACGUUUCUUGUAGUUGGCCACCAGGUUUGCAUACAUCUCAGGAGGGAUUUUGUCCCACUCCUCUUUGCAGAUCUUCUCCAAGUCAUUAAGGUUUCAAGGCUGACGUUUGGCAACUCGAACCUUCAGCUCCCUCCACAGAUUUUCUAUGGGAUCAAGGUCUGGAGACUGGCUAGGCCACUCCAGGACCUUAAUGUGCUUCUUCUUGAGCCACUCCUUUGUUGCCUUGGCCGUGUGUUUUGGGUCAUUGUCAUGCUGGAAUACCCAUCCACAACCCAUUUUCAAUGCCCUGGCUGAGGGAAGGAGGUUCUCACCCAAGAUUUAACGGUACAUGGCCCCGUCGAUCGUCCCUUUGAUGCGGUGAAGUUGUCCUGUCCCCUUAGCAGAAAAACACCCCCAAAGCAUAAUGUUUCCACCUCCAUGUUUGACGGUGGGGAUGGUGUUCUUGGGGUCAUAGGCAGCAUUCCUCCUCCUCCAAACACGGCGAGUUGAGUUGAUGCCAAAGAGCUCGAUUUUGGUCUCAUCUGACCACAACACUUUUACCCAGUUCUCCUCUGAAUCAUUCAGAUGUUCAUUGGCAAACUUCAGAUGGCCCUGUAUAUGUUCUUUCUUGAGCAGGGGGACCUUGCGGGCGCUGCAGGAUUUCAGUCCUUCACGGCGUAGUGUGUUACCAAUUGUUUUCUUGGUGACUAUGGUCCCAGCUGCCUUGAGAUCAUUGACAAGAUCCUCCCGUGUAGUUCUGGGCUGAUUCCUCACCGUUCUCAUGAUCAUUGCAACUCCACGAGGUGAGAUCUUGCAUGGAGCCCCAGGCCGAGGGAGAUUGACAGUUCUUUUGUGUUUCUUCCAUUUGCGAAUAAUCGCACCAACUGUUGUCACCUUCUCACCAAGCUGCUUGGCGGUGGUCUUGUAGCCCAUUCCAGCCUUGUGUAGGUCUAUAAUCUUGUCCCUGACAUCCUUGGAGAGCUCUUUGGUCUUGGCCAUGGUGGAGAGUUUGGAAUCUGAUUGAUUGAUUGCUUCUGUGGACAGGUGUCUUUUAUACAGGUAACAAACUGAGAUUAGGAGCACUCCCUUUAAGAGUGUGCUCCUAAUCUCAGCUCGUUACCUGUAUAAAAGACACCUGGGAGCCAGAAAUCUUUCUGAUUGAGAGGGGGUCAAAUACUUAUUUCCCUCAUUAAAAUGCAAAUCAAUUUAUAACAUUUUUCACAUGCAUUUUUCUGGAUUUUUGUUGUUGUUAUUCUGUCUCUCAGUGUUCAAAUAAACCUACCAUUAAAAUUAUAGACUGAUCAUUUCUUUGUCAGUGGGCAAACGUACAAAAUCAGCAGGGGAUCAAAUACUUUUUUCCCUCACUGUAUGUAUUGCAUAUUUAUUCAGACAUAAUGCAAUCAAUUACACCUUAGGGACACACCACGUGUUUUAUGUGCCAAUUUGAACCCCUGCUAAUAUUCCUUCACAGUCCAUUUCUCUGGAUUUCUGGAGUACUCUGACCGACCAUUUGAGACCACCAGCCAUCUGAAGUACCCUUGAAUUAUGAAGCUUGGAAGAGGUAAGAUGUAGCCUAUGGCACUCUAAGAUAACUGGUUUUCAUAUGUGGCUUCAUAAACAAUGAAUACACCUUACCUUACAGACGUGACUGUGUGGCCUGGAGCUGGGUAUUCUGACCAUGAGGAAGGGAGAGUUCUCUUGUUUUCUCUUCCUGCCUGAGUACGCCUAUGGAGCGAUGGGCUGCCCUCCACACAUUCCUCCUGUAGCCACUGUGCUCUACGAGGUGCAGGUCCUCGACUUCCUCGACUCAGCCCAAGUGGAUGAGUUCUUCUCAAUGAGUGUGGUGAGGACACUAGGGGCCUUAUUUAGUCAGGGCUGUAUCUCACAACUCAAUCAAAACUAGUUAGAGUUCCGUCAAGUUUGGUGGUGAUAACCUCCAGGACCAGGGAAUUUUUGUAACAGAUAAUGUCAACCUACCUAGUGGAAGUAGCUAAUAUAUAUUAUUGGGUUAAAUAGAGAUGCAAAAACAUGUUGUGGUGUGCCAUUUUACGUGGACUGAAGUGACUAUUUCUGGUCAUGCAUCUCUGCUUACUGGGGAUUAGUUGUGACUUUGUUGGCUGCCAUUCCCAAACCCCUCUCUCCCGCCAGGUGGAGCACAACACUGUUCCUCUGUCCAUGCUCCUCAACGUGGUUGACACAGAGCGCAGAUUUGGCAACCACUGCUUCAACCAGAGUCGCUUCGAGGAUGCCAAAGAUCGCUACAAGCAGGUAGCGUCAGCAAAACAAGUCUUAUGUCGUAAAUGUUAUGUCCUCAAAUGAACCCCUUCAUUUUAGUUUCAGCAUUAUUUUAUGAUGAAGCAUCACUUCAACUUUCCAUGUAUGUGAAUAAAUGAGAGGAAUGAUGGUGAUUGUGAUGCUUACAUUUUGGUUCCCUGUCAUAAGUGUUGAGUUUCAUAAGCACACUGUCGUGUGUGUGAUAUUUGACAAGCACACUGUCGUGUGUGUGAGUGCGAAUAGUGUGUACACGCACUACUGUGUCCACAUACAAGUGUAUGUGUGCAUGUGAUAGAAAGAGUUUCUGUAUUGAUUUAUACGUAUAACCUCUCCUUGUGUCUGGCCAGGCGGAGGGCGAGGACGAGAAGAGGAGCAUCGUGGCGGUGCAGCUGCCCAUCUACCUCAACCUGUCGUUGACCCAGGUCCGCCUGGACAGGCACCUGAAAGCCAUGGAGUACGGCCACAAGGCCCUGGAAAUCAACCCCAACAACACCAAGGCCCUUUUCCACUGUGGUCAGGUCAGACCCUCAGGGUGGGGGAAGUCAUAUUCUUGUCAAUAAGCUGGGUUCAUGUGUGUGCCUACAGUAUAUGUGAUUGUUUUUGGCACCAUGGUUUGUGCUAUGGAUAUGAGGUGAGCUAAAGGGGAUCCACACACAAAUGUUAUCUUUAUUUAGUAAGAAAACAAAUAUUUCAGGUGGUGCAUUUACUAUGACCAUAUGACCAUAUGUUUAAUGGAUAACCACUGCAUGUAAUUAAUAGCGUCUCAAAAUGAUCCUAAAACGUACAUGUUCCCAUUUUCACACAUUUGAGUUUUGCAAGCUCACUUGUGGAAAGAAUCAGUCACAGGAAAGAUCUCAAUUGUAUUCUCCUCGCAUCCUCUCGCCUCAUCUCAUUCUCAAAACCCAUUGCAGGAGAAAGCCAGAGGUCCCGCCCCUCUGACCUUCUCCUCCAAUGGGUUUUGAGAAGGAGACGAGGAGAGGACGCGAGGUGUAGCAAUUGAGAUCUUCCCACAGAUGUUUCAACCAGAGGGUUUUCCUCAGGCCUAUUUGGAGUUGUUUGACUAUGAGAAAGCCCAGGAUUACAUCACGAUGGCUCAGGCCAACAAAGCUUUUGACAUCGAUAUCAACAAUCUCCUGAGGAAGCUUGCCAUGUAAGAUAAUAGUUCUGACAUUCGGGUUUUUUCCCUAGCGACACAUGACUCAACUAAAUUAUUGUUAUUUUUGCAGACGCUACAAGGACUGUUUGGACAAAGAGAAAGAGAUGUGCUCCAAGAUGUUUGCAGACUUUGUGAAGAAGUGA
Coregonus sp. 'balchen' is the source of this 4446-nucleotide messenger RNA. The record is from the annotation of a GenBank genome assembly. NCBI's taxonomy places the organism in Eukaryota, Metazoa, Chordata, Actinopteri, Salmoniformes, Salmonidae.